This is a messenger RNA of Dacryopinax primogenitus, 1922 nucleotides long. RefSeq names its product tetraspanin. The transcript has 5 exons. Lineage: Eukaryota; Fungi; Basidiomycota; Dacrymycetes; Dacrymycetales; Dacrymycetaceae. The record is from RefSeq and is a predicted model, not a curated record. Bases 241 to 897 code for a protein of 218 amino acids.
AUCCCCCACCUUUUUUCUGUCCCCAUAUCCCUUCCCUUCCUUCAGCACAAGCGCAGGCGUUGACCGCCCCUUCAUCAGUCCAAAGCGCACUUUUCGUUCCUCAGCUCGGGCUUUUACUGUACUUCAUCUUCGCUUGACGCGAACUUGCGCUGCGCUGCACACCAACAACGCCGGUCGUCUAUCACACCAACAUCGCGAAAUACAUAACCUUGACAUCCACCGGAAACCUUCGAAGCAAGCAUGAUCUCCCGCAAACUUAUUGUUGCCUGGUCCUUCCUUCUCUUUUGCCUCGCAGCAGCGGGCAUAGUCUCCCUUGUCCUGGGCAUCGUUUGGAAACAACCCAACCUCCUGAUCAACCUCUUCAUUUCUGUCUCCGACACAAAUGCUGGUAUUGCCAUGGGGGUCACGUUCCUUGUGACCUCACUCUUCGCGGUGCUCGCUAUCAUGCAGCCCAAUGCAUCCACCACCCUCCUGCAUGUCCUUAACUGGAUGCUCGUUGGAGUUGGCCUCGAGGUCGUCUCCAUCGGUACUUUCAUCUGGUACUAUACCCUCACCGAAAAAACCGACUUCGACGAACUGUGGGUGAUACAGCCACAGGACAGUAUUGUCCAGCUGCAGAACAUGUUCUCCUGCUGUGGCUACUUCAACGGCACCGACCACGCGGUCUACCAAGGUUUCUGCGCCAACAUGCAGCAAGCGAUGAAUAGCACUGGAUGCUUCGUUCCACUCACUGGUGCAGCAGACGUAAUGCUCAACGACGUCUUCUCCACCGUCUACGGCUUCAUGUUCAUCGUGAUCCUCUUCUUCCUCGCCACCGCAUGCGUGAUCAACAAGCGCCUCGAGGCAGAGCGGUUUCGGAAGAUCGACGAGAAGCGCGGGGGGAGUGGGUUCGUAUAAUCGAAGAAAGGACAGUCCGUACUCUUACCUUCACUCUUUUUGUUCUCUGCUUCAAACAUUCCAAACGCGGUCUCAUUCGCCUUCUCUUUGCCUGAAUGGCCCCUCCUUGGUAUCUGCUAUAAUCAACAGCGCGAUGUAUCCGGACGCUCUCUGUAUCUCCCAAACCAACAAUUCUUUAUGAGGAUCGCAUCGCAGGACACCAUCACCAAUAAAAUCCAUUAAAUGGUGUGGCAUCUUUCUAAUGCAAUAUCAGGGAGAGAGGACACAGCGCACUGCAUCCCAGUAUCCUUUUUCUGACUGCGAUAGACGCUCUUGCACCUCCUCUUGCGUCAGCCACGCGAAGUCCUCCACGUCUUUCGUGGAACUGAUGGCUUGACCGGCCAUGAUGUGGGCUUUGAAGAAGAAAAUCUUGUCCCCCUGCCCGGCCGCCGUCUGAGGUUCACGAGUGAAAACACCAACGGGGUGUCGCCCAACUAUCCAUGUGUGCAUGUUAGGUCCACAUUCUCUUAUCAGAUCACGGGCUGCUACUUCGUGCAGCGCUUCCCGCGCGAGAACCUCUGCCUGUGGGAACCUCCAACCUUUCCCCUGUGUCUUCAGAAGUAAGAACAAACUUGUCUUCCCUCUUCUAUCCAAGCUUCUCAUGUCUCCCUUCAUAUCCGCCUCACUUACCCUGUCCAAGAGCUUCACCUUGUCCUCGCCCUCUGUUUCCUCCACCUUCUCCUCUGCACCACGCUUACUCACCCUUGCCUUAUCACCAAAAGCGGCAAUUUCUCUAUCCCUAUCUUCGAUAGCGAACCUCCGCUCGGCGACAGCACCUUUCUUGAAGUAUAACUCUCCUGAAAAUGGAUUGGCGAGUGCGCGGGCGAUACGACGGUUGUAGGCAUAGUAAGCAGACUCGAAUGAUGUGCUUUCGGAGGUGAGAAGCGGGGAGCGGGUAAGGAUCACACUGGUGAGGAGACGAUAGGGCUGAGAGGAGCCGGAGGGGGUGACGAUGACUGGUGCUGGAGGGAGAGGAGCAGACUGGG